UGUCUGUGUGGUGGUUUGAGAAAGUGAAUGUUGGGGCAUUGGAGUACUCAGGGUUUUUUGUUUGCCAUGGAUAAAGGGUGGACACAGUUACCCUUGUUUGUAAUCUUCCUGCUCUUUUUGAGUAAUACUCAUGGAUUUAAAGGUGGGGCUCAUUCAGAUGCCCGCCACCGGUGGGGCCAAGCUUCAGACAGAACGUUCUCACCUCGUGCAGUCCAGUCUUCUGUGUCAGAGGUCCCUGUGACUGGGAUUUUGCCUGAAGAAGUGGGCUCUAGUUUAUUCGCUAACAGACCCCUGAAAAGGUUGAACUUACUCCAAUUUGUUAAAGGUGGUGUUUCCAGCAGGCAUGAAUCAAUGUCCCAUGCCCAGACAGCUCCAAGCAGCUCUGUUUUAGCUUCCUUGCCUCUACCCUUAAAUGAACGGCAUGCAGGCCGUUUGACAUCGCUCCAGGGUUCCUCUGGAUCAGCCGCUACAGAUACUACUAGUGUUUCUACACAAGGAGAAAGUAGCUUCCCUGCCACACUUGUCACUUCUGGCCUGUCCACCAGUGAUGAAAGCUCCCCUAGUUUGUACAUGUCCAGCUCCCUGGAAACCUCUGGUGCUAAAUCAGCAGAAGCCACUUUGCCUGUGUUCUCUCAGGAGAGUAUCUCUUACAGCAGUUCAUCUGCUCCAGGUGCCACGUACACUUCUCAAGGUAGCCCAGUGCUGGCUUCAGAAGGCUCUGGUCAAUCCAUCUCCCCUCAGGGUGAAAGCAGUUACAGUGGCUCGCCUCAGUCUCAAGGUGCCUCGAGUCAAUAUAACCCAGGCUCCUAUAACAUGCUCAGUUCUUCAUCUGUUUCUAGUCAGUCUACCAGUGACCAGAGUACCCCCGGUUUGUAUAGUUCUAGCUUUCAGGGAAGUUCGGGCAGUUUGUUGGAAGCUUCUGGCUCUUCUUUUCAAGGGGAAGUGGCAGGGCUUAGCUCUCAUGUUGACUUGUCUCCCCAAUCACAAGACAACUCCAGUCAGCUUCUACCCUCACAAAUGGAGGUCUCUAGCCAGUCUACUAAUGGUCAAAGCACUCCCAGCUUGUUUAUGCUUGGCUCUGAGAGCAGUUCAGAUUCACAGUCAACAGGUCCUGCUUCACCUCUAGACACUCAGGGUAGUCUCUCUCAAAGCAUUUCUAGCCAGUCCACAAGCGUUCAAAGUUCACCUAGUGUGUCUACAAGCACCCAGAGCAGGUCUGCCACUCAAUUAACUUCCAGUAAUUUUUUUCCUGUGCAGGGAGGUAGUAGUUCUACUUCUAGCUUCUAUCUGAAGCCUCAGGGCACUCUGGGUCUGUAUGCCCCUGCGUCCCGUACCAAAUAUGUGAGUUCCCCCAUGUCAUCACACCCAGCUGUUUAUAGCCAGUCAAAAAGUAGCUCUGGUCCUUGGUUUGGGGGCUCUACUGGCUUUGCCUCCCAUGGAAUAAGUAGCACUUACAGUGGUUCUGUCCAGCCUCAAGGUACCACAAGUCAGUUUGCCUCUGGGUCUCCAUCCUACUAUCCAAGUGUAUCACUAUCCUCGCCACAAGGGGCCUCCAGUCAGUCUGCUACAGUCCAAAGUUCACGGAAGCAGAUUGCCUCUAGCUAUGGCACCCAGUCAGGGUCCUCUAAGCCAUUCACUCUGCAGGGAAGCUCCACUUAUGGUGGGUCACUCCAGCCUCAAGGUACCUCAAAUCAGUUUGCCUCUGGGUCUCCAUCCUCCUAUCCAAGUGUAUCACUAUUCUCACCCCAAGGUGCCUCCAGUCAGUCUGCUACAGUCCAGAGUUCACGGAAGCAGAUUGCCUCUAGCUAUGGCACCCAGUCAGGGUCCUCUAAGCCAUUCACUCUGCAGGGAAGCUCCACUUAUGGUGGGUCACUCCAGCCUCAGGGUACCACAAGUCAGUUUGCCUCUGGGUCUCCAUCCUACUAUCCAAGUGUAUCACUAUUCUCACCCCAAGGUGCCUCCAGUCAGUCUGCUGCAGUCCAGAGUUCACAGAAGCAGUUUACCUCUACCUUCACAGGCAACUCUGGCACCCAGGAAGGACCCUCUGUUCCCUUCAAAUGGCAGGGAAGCACCACCUAUGGUGGAUCACUCCAGCCUCAAGAUACCACAAGUCAGUUUGCCUCUGGGUCUCCAUCCUCCUAUCCAAGUGUAUCACUAUUCUCACCCCAAGGUGCCUCCAGUCAGUCUGCUACAGUACAGAGUUCACGGAAGCAGUUCACCUCUAGCUAUGGCACCCAGUCAGGGUCCUCUAAGCCAUUCACCCUGCAGGGAAGCACCACUUAUGGUGGAUCACUCCAGCUUCAAGAUACCUCAAAUCAGUUUGCCUCUGGGUCUCCAUCCUCCUAUCCAAGUGUAUCACUAUUCUCACCCCAAGGUGCCUCCAGUCAGUCUGCUACAGUCCAGAGUUCACGGAAGCAGAUUGCCUCUAGCUAUGGCACCCAGUCAGGGUCCUCUAAGCCAUUCACCCUGCAGGGAAGCACCACCUAUGGUGGAUCACUCCAGCCUCAAGAUACCUCAAAUCAGUUUGCCUCUGGGUCUCCAUCCUCCUAUCCAAGUGUAUCACUAUUCUCACCCCAAGGUGCCUCCAGUCAGUCUGCUGCAGUCCAGAGUUCACAGAAGCAGUUUACCUCUACCUUCACAGGCAACUCUGGCACCCAGGAAGGACCCUCUGCUCCCUUCAAAUGGCAGGGAAGCACCACCUAUGGUGGAUCACUCCAGCCUCAAGAUACCACAAGUCAGUUCGCUUCUGGAUCUCCAUCCUACUAUCCAAGUGUAUCACUAUCCUCGCCACAAGGGGCCUCCAGUCAGUCUGCUACAGUCCAGAGUUCACGGAAGCAGAUUGCCUCUAGCUAUGGCACCCAGUCAGGGUCCUCUAAGCCAUUCACUCUGCAGGGAAGCUCCACUUAUGGUGGGUCACUCCAGCCUCAAGGUACCACAAGUCAGUUUGCCUCUGGGUCUCCAUCCUACUAUCCAAGUGUAUCACUAUUCUCACCCCAAGGUGCCUCCAGUCAGUCUGCUGCAGUACAGACUUCACAGAAGCAGUUUACCUCUACCUUCACAGUCAACUCUGGCACCCAGGAAGGACCCUCUGCUCCCUUCAAAUGGCAGGGAAGCACCACCUAUGGUGGAUCGCUCCAGCCUCAAGAUACCACAAGUCAGUUCGCCUCUGGAUCUCCAUCCUACUAUCCAAGUGUAUCACUAUCCUCGCCACAAGGGGCCUCCAGUCAGUCUGCUACAGUCCAGAGUUCACGGAAGCAGUUCACCUCUAGCUAUGGCACCCAGUCAGGGUCCUCUAAGCCAUUCACCCUUCAGGGAAGCACCACCUAUGGUGGAUCACUCCAGCCUCAAGAUACCACAAGUCAGUUUGCCUCUGGGUCUCCAUCCUCCUAUAAUGGUCAUUGUGUAUCGUUGUCCUCGCCCCAAGGUGUUGCCGACCAGUCCAGCCAAGCAUUUCAAAGCUUUUCUGGGUCCCAAAGCCAAAAGUCUCAAAGAUGGCAGCCUUCAUGAGGUAUUCAGACCUCAGGUGCAGCUGCAUCACAGGGCAGCUCUCUGUCUCAAAGCUCUCCAAUGCAGAGUUUGUUUCCUUCCCUGUCAUCAGCAGGAGGCUCAUCUUCAGGAGAUCCUGGACCGUUUGUUUCUGCACAGGGUGGUAGCAGCAGAUAUGGUGGCUUUUCUCUUCAUUCUC
Molecule: messenger RNA, 3685 nt
Organism: Rhinichthys klamathensis goyatoka
Lineage: Eukaryota; Metazoa; Chordata; Actinopteri; Cypriniformes; Leuciscidae
Product: serine-rich adhesin for platelets-like
Exons: 3
Coding region: 28-3507 (1159 amino acids)
Source: RefSeq, a predicted model, not a curated record